Molecule: messenger RNA, 3146 nt
Organism: Piliocolobus tephrosceles (Ugandan red Colobus)
Lineage: Eukaryota; Metazoa; Chordata; Mammalia; Primates; Cercopithecidae
Product: ceruloplasmin-like
Biological process (GO): iron ion transport
Cellular component (GO): plasma membrane
Molecular function (GO): oxidoreductase activity; copper ion binding
Source: RefSeq, a predicted model, not a curated record
AUGAAGGCGCUUUUACCAUUGAUCUUUCUGUUUUUUAUUAGUUCUCCAAGUUGCAAUAGGCACUACUACACAGGCAUUGAAGAAAGCAUUUGGAACUAUGCUCCUUCUGGUAAAAACAUGCUCAAUGGAAAGCCUUUUUCUGAAGACCUAGAAUUUCUACAAGGAAGUCAAGCAAGGAAGAGCUUUGUUUAUAAAAAGGCGUUGUAUUUUCAAUAUACUGAUAAUACAUUUCAAAGGAUCAUUGAAAAACCAUCCUGGUUGGGAUUUUUAGGUCCAAUGAUUAAGGCAGAGACUGGAGACUUCAUUUAUGUACAUGUAAAAAAUAAUGCUUCAAGAGCUUAUAGUUAUCAUUUUCAUGGACUCACCUACUCCAAAGAAAAUGAAGGUGCCAUCUAUCCUGAUAAUACAACAGGCCAGGGAAAGGAAGAUGACUAUCUGGAGCCAGGGAAACAAUAUACCUACAAGUGAUAUGUAGAAGAAAAUCAGGGGCCGGGCCCCAAGGACAGUAAUUGUGUGACAAGGAUUUACCACUCCCAUAUAGACACUGCAAGAGACGUAGCUUCGGGACUUAUUGGACCAAUUCUGACUUGUAAAAGAGGGACACUGAAUGGAGUCACUGAAAAAGAUAUCGACAGGUCUUAUUUUCUGCUGUUUUCUACAACUGAUGAAAGCAGAAGCUGGUAUAGUGAUGAAAAUAUUCGUGCAUUUACUGAAUCUGGCAAAAUUAAUACUAGUGAUCUCGGUUUUGAGGAGAGCAUGAGCAUGCAAUCAAUAAAUGGAUACAUCUAUGGAAAUCUGCCCAAUCUCACCAUGUGUGCUGAAGAUAGGGUCAAGUGGUAUUUUGUUGGCAUGGGUGGCGAGGCUGACAUACACCCCGUCUACCUCCAUGGACAAACUCUGAUCUCUCGGAAUCACAGAAAGGACACCAUUGUGGUCUUCCCCUCCUCACUGGAAGAUGCCUUCAUGGUGGCCAAGGGCACUGGAGUGUGGAUGCUGGGAUGCCAGAUGCAUGAGAGUAUGCAGGCAUUUUUCAAAGUAAGUAAUUGCCAGAAACCUUCAACAGAAGCCUUCGUUACUGGGACACAUGUUAUACAUUACUAUAUUGCUGCUAAGGAAAUUCUUUGGAACUAUGCUCCAUCUGGUAUAGAUUUCUUCACUAAAAAAUAUAUAACAGCAGCUGGAAGUACAGCUAGUCCACAUCCCUCCCUAAGGAAUCUGGUUAUAGCACUCCCUGAAACAAAAAUCUCCCCACAAUUUGUUGACUCAGAAGCCAACACAUCAGAUCCUGACAAUUCCUUCAGAUUUAUGUCCCCUCCCACCCCUACACUGCAGAAUUUGCUUCUUCUAAAUGGCAAAAAAGGAGUAGACAAAGAGUUUUACCUACUUGCCACAAUAUUUGAUGAAAAUGAAAGUGAUCUCUUGGAGGAAAAUAUCAGAACGUUUAUCACAGAGCCUGAAAACAUAGAUAAAGAGGAUCCAGACUUCCAAGCCUCAAAUAAGAUGUACUCCAUAAAUGGAUACACGUAUGGAAAUCUGCCUGGAUUGGAUAUGUGCUUAGGAGACAACGUUUUGUGGCACGUUUUUAGUGUAGGAUCAGUGGAAAAUUUACAUGGGAUAUAUUUUUCAGGAAAUACCUUCACUUCUUUAGGAGCAAGAAAGGACACAAUACCUGUGUUUCCUCAUACUUCUCAGACGCUUUGGAUGACACCUGAUUCUAUAGGAACUUUUGAUUUGGUUUGCAUAACGAUAAAACACAAUCUAGGAGGUAUGAAACAUAAAUAUCACGUGAGGCAAUGUGGGAAGCCAAACCCUGAUCAAACACAAUACCAGGAGGAGCAAAUUAUUUACAUUGCAGCCGAGGAAAUGGAAUGGGAUUAUUCUCCUAGCAGAAAGUGGGAGAAUGAACUCCACCGCUUACAAAGAAAAAGCCAAACGAGCAUGUUUGUGGAUAAAAGUGGAACACUUCUUGGGUCCAAAUACAAGAAAGUCUUAUAUCGUCAAUAUGAUGAUGACACAUUCACAAAUCAAACAAAAAGGAAUGAAGAUGAAAAAUAUCUUGAUAUACUAGGUCCAUUAAUAUUGCUCAACCCUGGUCAAAAAAUUCAAAUUAUCUUUAAAAAUAAAGCCUCAAGACCGUAUUCUAUUCAUGCUCAUGGAGUGAAAACAAAUAAUUCCACUGUUGUUCCAACUCAGCCAGGAGAGAUUCAAAUAUAUAAUUGGCAGAUACCCGAUAGAACUGGUCCUACCUCACUGGACUUUGAAUGCAUACCUUGGUUUUACUAUUCAACUGUAUCUGUGGCUAAGGACCUUUACAGUGGACUGGUAGGCCCUCUGAUUGUAUGCCGCAAAGACAUCAACCCCAACAUAGUUCACCGUGUUCUCCACUUCAUGGUUUUCGAUGAGAAUGAAUCGUGGUACUUGGAAGACAAUAUCAACACCUAUGCUUCAGAGCCAAACAAAGUGGACAAGGAAGAUGAUACUUUUCAACUCAGCAACCACAUGCAUGCAAUUAAUGGAAGACUGUUUGGAAAUAACCAAGGUCUAACAUUUCACGUUGGGUAUGUAGUGAAUUGGUAUCUGAUUGGCACAGGAAAUGAAGCUGACAUGCACACAGUUCACUUUCAUGGCCAUAGCUAUGAAUACAAGGAUUGGGGAGUGUAUUCAUCUGACGUUUAUGACCUUCCUCCUGGGGUCUAUCGAACUGUAAAAAUGUAUCCAAGAGAUGCUGGAACCUGGUUAUUUCAUUGCCAUGUUUUUGAGCACAUUGGUGGUGGAAUGGAAAGCACUUACACCGUACUUGAAAAAAAAGGGCUGAUGGAGCGGAGCCUCUGAAACAGAGAAAGGAGAGUCUGCAUGAACAGUUUCUCAGAAUCUUCUCUCAAUAUCAGGACUACGUUUGUCAACAAAACCAAAAACUGAUUAGCCACCAAUAUAAUUUUUAUCUACAACAUCCUAUUAAUGUCAAUAAUAUCAUUAUUGAUACAAUUCUAAUAAUCAUUACCCUUAUUCCUAUCAGUGUUCAUGCACAUUCUUAGUAAAAGAGACUUUGGUGUGCUGUCCAUGAAAUAAAUCCCCCAUUGCUAACACUCUUUCUUUGGGAAAGUAGAUUUUGCAUUUCAAAGAAUAUGAAGUCAAGUUUGAUUGGA